UUUUCACCACAUAUGCAUCUUAUAUAUAUUUAUCUCUUUUACUAAAGGAGAGCAAAUAGUUAGGAAGAUGUUUGAACUUUCCCACCAAAAAGGGAGCUUCUUAUAUUUGUCCAUGUACUAUAAGUUUAAUCUGUAAAUACCUUUUCUUCUUUAUGGUGUUUUCUCUUUGCUUGCCGAUUCUAGCUUCCUCCUAGUUUCUCCUUUCUCAAGUUUUCUUAUAUUCUUCUCAUACAUGUCUUCGCGUCCCCUCUCUCUCCCAUCCCAAGAAAUCUUUGAUUCUAUGAUUCUCCUUUUGUCCUCUUCAUCUUUGUAUAAAUAUUAUAUAUCUACACCUGAGAGGGAACUUCUUCGCAACCAUUCUAUCUUUCUUCUACCAUAUCCCAAGACUACCCGACAAGUCUCUCUCUCUUUUCAAGAUCUUCAACUACACAAGGAACAAAUAAAGAAAUGGCUCACAUUGUUGCUCGUCGAUAUUUUCAGAUCAUGCUUCUAUGUCUUCUAAUCAGUUCACCUCUAGAUGUUAUAGCUCAGGGAGGACAAGCUGGUGAUAUACCAGUGGUUAAUCCUACAUCUCCAGGUGGCGAUACCACCACACCAACCAUUACCCAACCAUCACCGCCUUCCUCAACGUUUCCAGGUCCAGUCACAAACCCAAAUCCACCAACUGGUGGCUAUCCACCGUUAGAUGGUACAACACCAACCGGUGGUGGCUAUCCACCACUUGAUGGUACCACACCGACCGGUGGCGGCGGCUAUCCACCACUUGAUGGUACUACACCAACAGGUGGUGGUGCACCUGGUGGUGGAGGUGGAGGUGGCGACACUGGUCCAGGUGCUGGUGGCGGUGGUGCACCUGGUGGAGGCGGAGGUGGUGACACCGGCGCAGGUGGUGGCGGUGGUGCACCUGGUGGAGGUGGCGGUGGUGCACCUGGUGGAGGCGGAGGUGGUGACACCGGCGCAGGUGGUGGCGGUGGUGCACCUGGUGGAGGCGGAGGUGGUGACACUGGUGGAGGUGGUGGUGGCGGUAGUGGCCAGUGGUGUAUAGCUAAAGCAAAUGCUUCGCCAACAUCAUUACAGGUGGCUUUGGAUUACGCUUGUGGGUAUGGAGGAGCUGAUUGCGGCCAGAUCCAGCAAGGUGCAAGCUGUUACGAGCCUAACACUAUUCGUGAUCAUGCUUCAUUUGCUUUUAAUAGUUAUUACCAGAAGCAUCCUGGUUCAGACAGCUGCAAUUUUGGAGGGGCUGCACAACUUACCAGCACAGAUCCAAGUAAAGGAAGCUGUCGCUUCUCAGCAUCAUCAGGAACAGUCAGCACAAGCCCGCCGAGCCAACCGAGUCCACCAGAUUUUAACUCCCCACCUUCUACUUCUACCUUCCCACCGCCAAUAACAACUCCAACUACAGGCAUGCCUGGUUCAGGACCACCCUUCGGCGUGGCAGAGCCAACGGGGCUUCCGAGUUCAGCAACUCAUGCGUCGCAUAGCUUCAUUUCAUUUUUUACAGCAGUUGGGAUACUACUACUGAGGCAAUAUUAUCUUUAAACAGACAGAGGGUCUCAGGGUUUCAAUCAUUCCCUGCAAAUUACGAAGCCGUGAUCAGCAAGAAGAUUUAUAAUCCAAGACCACCUUUACUCUCAUCAUCUUUUCUCUUGAUAUAGUUCAUAAAUAUAUUUAUUUAGUAGGAGAUAUUACAAAAUCAAAGGGCUUAGAUUAUUAUAAACAUUCUUGUAGACACGUUAAGCGUAAUGUACCUCUCCACAGUUUUAGAGAAUAAAAAUACUUAGGGAGCUGAUAAAAAUGACAAAAAGGGGAAUGCUAUAGAACUAAUAAUAUGAAAGCUACUUCAUAUUGAGAGACGAGCUCCACAUAGAUAUGAGGUCGCCUUCUUGUUUCCCUCUGCACACAUAGAUGGAGCCAAUGAGUCUUGACUAAAUAGAAGAAAACCCUCAUCUCUAAUACUAAAACUCUAACCUUGCAAUCGCCAAGAGUAACGCGAUGAAUGGCAGUUCAAGUUCACCUAUAAAACAACAUUCCUAAAGAGUAACUACAAGCAAAGAUAACAAACUUCUGCUGAUUCAAGACCUGAUCAAACAUAAAUGCAGAUUCAAGACCUGAUCAUUAUUAUUAACCUAAAAGUCAAGGAAAUCCAGAUCCUUAGUUUCCUCAACGAUAAUCUAUAAAGAACAAAACACAACAACAUAGCUUCUCAUUCCCAGGAACAAGUCUAAAAGAUCAUCUCUAGCGGUUAUGCAGUAUUAACUUCACUUGAGGAUUAACCACAGCUAAAAGUUUUAUUUGGGCCUAUUACUUAAGCCCAUAAUUUAGAAGAGCAGGCCCAUAUGUAAAGCGGCGACGAAUAAUGAGUGGGAGACACAAACCCUAAGAAACUAAGCAGUCUUCUGCCUCUAUAUAAAGUUCAAAAACCUUCAUGUUCUCUCCAAGCUACUGACGGCUUGAAAAUCCUAAUUUUACUGUGUCUAUCUCCUAAGUAGGAACCUUAGCUCUAGUUCUGUAGCUAGAUGUCUUUCGUGGAUCUUUUUAUUUUAUUUGAUUUGUUCGGUAUUGAAGAAAGUGAUGAUAAGGAAUUGUCGCCCCAGUCUUACUUAAAACAUGGUGAUUGACUACUUCUGUCUGAUUCUCAUAGAUUUUCAUCUUUUAUUGUUAGCUAGUUCUGUCUUUUGAUCAUUGUAUAUGGAUAUGAUGAAAUGGCAUAAAUGUUUUGUGACACCCAGUCUGAUCUGCUUCGGCAGAGUGAGUGAUUUGCCAUAUUCUCUGAUCCAUAAUCAUUAAUAGAAUUACUUUUGUCAAGUUCUGUUCUAGUUUUAAUUUGUGUUUUCAAGUCGAGAGGAAUGAGGAUUAUUAUUACCAUACGUCUGCAAAUCUGAAACAAAGUGUUGAUCUUUAGACAUGCACUACCAUCUGACCUCUUCUUAAAAGCUUUCUUGUUGUUUUCAAUCUUUUUUUUUUUAAUGCAAUCAAUGAUGAAUAAAAUCGUCCAUAUUUAAUGAUAAUUCAGUGAUUAUUAAACACUAGAUCACCAUCUUUCGGCUGAGAUUGCAGUUUUUAAUUAAAUCUUUGAUUUAGUUUUUUGUGUUAUUGUUAAUAGAUUGCCUAAUGGUAUCUGAUGUCCAAACUUAUAAAUGUAGUUGGACAUUUCGUUUUUCAUAGGCAGAAAGUUAAUGAACAGGCCUUUGCGACACUGCUAGCUUAUCACAUAAGCUACCUGUUACUUUUUAACCUGUUUAUAUUCAACUAACCUAUGUUUUCUUGGUAUCAUAUUUUCUUUUUUCCGGUCAGUUUGAUAAAGUGCCUAAUAAUUGCAUAAUUAUUAUUAUUCCUGUUUGUAUUUAUAUGUAAAUGUUCUGUCCAGUUCUUUUGUUGGCUGCAAUUUCACCAGUGAUGUAAAAUUGUUCCAGGUCUGAUACUUCUAAACGUAUACAAUAAACUGAAAAGAUCCUUUCUGGAUGUUCCCAGAAGCACAAUAUUUAUGUUAUGGACCAAUGGUAGACACUGUGAUCUCAAUAAGUAAUAUUAAUUGAUCAAUGUUUGUUCA
Messenger RNA from Brassica napus (rape), 3550 nucleotides. RefSeq names its product loricrin-like. The transcript is spliced from 4 exons. NCBI's taxonomy places the organism in Eukaryota, Viridiplantae, Streptophyta, Magnoliopsida, Brassicales, Brassicaceae. The record is from RefSeq and is a predicted model, not a curated record. Bases 448 to 1539 code for a protein of 363 amino acids.